AUACCUCUUUUCUCUCCAAUCAUGGCGGACGGACAACGUGAACGUAGAGUCAUUUCUGAAGAUGAUGCUAAAAUCGUAUUUGAAACUUCCGAGGAAGUCUCGGUGACACCAACCUUUGACUCGAUGAAAAUAAGAGAAGAUCUUCUACGUGGUAUUUAUGCAUACGGAUUCGAAAGACCUUCAGCUAUCCAACAAAGAGCAAUAGUACCAAUUGUCAAAGGGCGUGAUGUUAUUGCACAAGCCCAAUCUGGAACAGGCAAAACUGCAACUUACUCCAUCUCAGCUUUGCAAAAUGUUGAUGUGAAAGUUCGUGAGACACAAGCCUUAAUCCUGUCUCCAACCAGAGAGUUAGCUGUUCAGGUUCAGAAGGUUAUCUUGGCCCUGGGUGACUAUAUGAGUGUUCAGUGUCAUGCUUGCAUUGGAGGAACAAAUGUUGGGGAAGACAUUCGAAAGCUUGACUACGGUCAACAUAUUGUAUCUGGCACACCUGGCAGAGUAUUUGACAUGAUCAAGCGAAGAAAUCUAAGAACAAGAUCGAUAAAAAUGCUUAUAUUGGAUGAAGCAGACGAAAUGCUGAACAGGGGUUUCAAAGAACAGAUUUAUGACGUAUAUCGAUUUCUCCCACCUGCAACCCAGGUUGUCCUCGUCAGUGCCACGCUUCCUCACGAUAUCCUGGAAAUGACCGGUAAAUUCAUGACUGAUCCCAUCAGGAUUUUGGUUAAACGUGAUGAGUUGACGUUGGAAGGUAUCAAGCAGUUCUUUGUUGCUGUUGAAAGAGAGGAAUGGAAAUUUGACACCCUUUGCGACCUGUACGAUACGCUUACAAUAACGCAAGCCGUUAUAUUUGUUAAUACCAAAAGGAAAGUAGACUGGCUCACAGAAAAGAUGAGAGAUGCUAACUUCACAGUUUCUUCGAUGCAUGGCGACAUGCCUCAAAAAGAAAGAGAGGCUAUCAUGAAAGAAUUCAGAGGAGCACAGAGCCGUGUCCUGAUUUCGACAGACUUAUGGGCGCGAGGUCUUGAUGUCUCCCAAGUUUCUCUUGUUAUCAACUACGACUUGCCAAACAACCGUGAAUUAUACAUCCACAGGAUCGGACGAUCAGGUAGAUUCGGACGCAAGGGUGUCGCCAUCAACUUUGUCAAGUCAGAUGACAUCAGAAUCCUUAGGGACAUUGAGCAGUAUUACAGUACGCAGAUCGACGAGAUGCCCAUGAACGUGGCUGAUCUUAUUUAAAAGUUCCCAGCAAACGCAGAACAUCACUUCACGCUUUAGCAGGAAUGCAAGCAGGAUAGAAGACUGGAACAAGCUUACAAGCGGGCAGAUAUUUCUUCCAAGAAGGCGCUUGGUCACUCUUUAUAUUGUCUAUUGACUUAACUUUUUUAUUUCUAGACAAGAACAAGAACUAGUUUUACUAUAACCAUAUGCGUUUCUAGAUUUAAAGUCGCUCCAAAUCAUUUUAAACUCGUGUAAAUCUGUCGAAAGCUAAUCAGUUUCUUUAUACUUAUUUGAUAAAUGAAUGCAUCUCUUUGA
Rhopilema esculentum is the source of this 1530-nucleotide messenger RNA. Its product is annotated as eukaryotic initiation factor 4A-III. The record is from RefSeq and is a predicted model, not a curated record. Gene Ontology annotation, molecular function: RNA helicase activity; ATP binding; nucleic acid binding. NCBI's taxonomy places the organism in Eukaryota, Metazoa, Cnidaria, Scyphozoa, Rhizostomeae, Rhizostomatidae.